ACGUCCGCCGGACGCCAAUAUCUAGGGUUUCGUCGUCUCCGGCUCUUCGGCUGCCGUCUCGAAUCGUCACCAUGCCUCGCCGAAGCUCCGGUGGUCGUCCUGCUCGUCGUGCUGCUCCAGUGAGGAAUCCUCCUCAGCCUGCACAUCGGGCUCCACCUCCAGCUCCUGUUCAGGGUGGUGGCUCCAUCCUCGGAGGAAUUGGAUCCACUAUCGCACAAGGCAUGGCGUUUGGCACGGGGAGUGCUAUUGCUCACAGGGCAGUUGAUGCUGUUCUGGGACCUCACACCAUCCAGCAUGAGACCGUUGCAUCUCAAGCUCCUGCUGCUGCCACCACCCCAAUGAGUAACGGUAGCACAGAUGCAUGCAGCAUCCACUCAAAGGCUUUCCAGGAUUGCCUCAACAAUUAUGGUAGUGACAUCAGCAAGUGCCAGUUCUAUUUGGACAUGCUGAAUGAGUGCCGCCAAGGAUCUGGUGCUCGCUUGGGUGCCUGACUUAUUAUGAUCAUGGCCAAGUUGAUCAGCAUCCUUGUUUCUGGGUUCGAGCAAUACAUCACCUAUCCAGGUUCAACUUUUAUCUGCUUGAUGUUUUCAUUCACCUGGACCCCAGAAUGUGAACUAGAAACGAUCUUGGCUUGCUAUAAUUUUGGUCUGUAAGAACAGCGUUUUACUUCAACUUAUUAUUAUGUGUUGAUGAUGUUUAAAUCAGUUUUAGGGGCAGAAUAACUACCUGCAAAUUUAUUAUUUUGGUUAAA
Messenger RNA from Musa acuminata subsp. malaccensis (wild Malaysian banana), 751 nucleotides. RefSeq lists its product as uncharacterized. Gene Ontology annotation, cellular component: mitochondrion; nucleus. The record is from RefSeq and is a predicted model, not a curated record. Lineage: Eukaryota; Viridiplantae; Streptophyta; Magnoliopsida; Zingiberales; Musaceae. Gene Ontology annotation, biological process: mitochondrion organization.